Penicilliopsis zonata CBS 506.65 is the source of this 1098-nucleotide messenger RNA. RefSeq lists its product as hypothetical. The transcript is spliced from 4 exons. Bases 1 to 1098 code for a protein of 365 amino acids. NCBI's taxonomy places the organism in Eukaryota, Fungi, Ascomycota, Eurotiomycetes, Eurotiales, Aspergillaceae. The record is from RefSeq and is a predicted model, not a curated record.
AUGGUACCUCCGCGACGCUCAGCUCGUCUAGAAGGCCGCCGGGACGCGCAACCCCCCAAUCAAACAAGAGGAACCUCUGUUCUGUCUACUGAUACCGAAACCUCACAGACUUUACCGAGCUUGCUUGAGGCUGCAAAGGACCGUGUAGGUCAGUAUCAGCCAAACAACCGGCGUGAAGAGGCAAAGCUUCAAACGGGGCUUACUGCGUUUCUCGGCUGGCUCCCUGAGGGUGGCAGGGAGUCAGUCGCGCGGGACAUCCUCAGCGCGACCACCGACGAUGAGGUUCAUGGGGUGUUCAUAAACUUACUGACUGCUCUGGCCAUGCCAAUGAAGGCGCGGUCGCGGACUAGCAGUGUUAUCCAAUCCCCGCAUUCGAAGAGACGUCAGGCUGUCGAGUCUGUCGCAGCCACGCUCGAUGAGCCCGAAGAACGGAAGAAGAGUUUUCGCAAAUCAUGCAUGCAGCGGGAUGGAUACUGCUGCGUAGCCUCGGGGAACAUGGACAUUGAUGAGUAUAAGGCGAGAGGGAGGCCCAGCGGCGUUGACAGCUGCUAUGUCGAGGGGGUUCAUAUUAUCCCGUUUGCUUACGCAUCAUGGGAUAAUACUGUGGCACCACCCGAGCAGACGGCUAGCGCAUGGGAGGUCCUGUGGCGGUGUUUUCCCCGCGUCAGACAAGUAGGAAUGCAGGUCGCCUCCAUCAACGACCUGUCCAACGGGAUUACAUUACGAGGGUCCCUCCAUCGAGAAUUUGGCCGCUUUCAAAUUGCAUUCAAGCCCACGAACGUCCCAAAUGUAUAUGAGAGAAAGCUGUUCCCCGACUUCGCAACCGUUGAGAGUAGGACCCUACCUUCGAGCCCCCGUAUCGAGUUUACCCGAGCUCCUGGGACUGAAAACUAUGCUCUUCCCAGUGCUGCGUUGCUUGACUGCCAUUACCGGCUUGCCGAGAUCCUCAACGCGUCCGGCAUGGCGGAAGUGAUCGAUGAGCAGUGGCGACGAUGGGAAGAUCUGAGGGAAUCCACAGGAGGGAGCGUUCAUCCGGAUGGGAAGACCGACAUCGGAGGAUAUCUCAAUGCUGCUCUAUGGGAGCGGGUGGUGGGAUAG